AUGAUCCGGCGAGCGAGCCGCCGCCUCCUCCCGGCCAUCCCACACCGCGCGCUCCCGCCCCGCCGCGGCCUCGCGGCCAGCGCGGCGCUGCAGUGGCUGGACGACGAGCUCACCUCGCUCGCCCUCCCCGAACCCGGGCCCGGGGUCGACUCGCACGCGUGCGCCAGGCUCCUGCAGGGCUGCGUCGCGCGCGGCGACGCCCGCGGCGGCCGCGCCGUGCACGGCCACGUCCUGCGGGGCGCCGUCCUGGACCUCUUCUGCGCCAACGUCCUGAUCAACCUGUACGCCAAGCUCGGGCCCUUCGCCGGCGCGCGCAGGGUGUUCAACGGGCUGCCGGAGCGGAACACGGUGUCUUUCGUCACGCUCCUCCAGGCCCACGCGCUGCGCGGGGAGUUGGAGGCCGCGGCGGCGCUGUUCCGGAGGCUGCGGCUGGAGGGGCACGAGGUGAACCAGUUCGUGCUCACCUUGCUGCUCAAGCUCGUCGUCUCCAUGGACGCUCUGGGGCUCGCCUGGGCCGUGCACGCUUGCGCGUGCAAGCUGGGCCAUGACCGGAACGCCUUUGUCGGGUCUGCGCUGGUCGAUGCCUACUCCAUGUGCGCGGCUGUCGGCGAUGCAAGGCGCCUGUUUGACGGGAUCGUGGGUAAGGAUGCUGUGGCUUGGACUGCUAUGGUUUCUUGCUAUUCUGAGAAUAACUGCCCGGAGAACGCGCUUCAGGUUUUCCGGGAGAUGAGGGUGGCGGCUUCUAAGAUCAACCCAUUUGCUCUGACCAGUGUGCUCAGGGCUGCCGUGUGCUUGUCGUCAGUUGCGCUAGGCAAGGGUAUCCAUGCCUGUUCAGUAAAAACACUUUAUGAUGCCGAGCCUCGCGUUUGUGGUGCGCUGCUUGAUAUGUAUGCCAAAUGUGGGAAUAUUGAGGAUGCCCGCUUGGCUUUCGACAUGGUUCCCCAUGAUGAUGUGGUACUUUGGAGUUUUAUGAUAUCCCUGUACGCACAGAGCAAUCAGAACGAGCAGGCCUUCGAGCUGUUCAUCAAAAUGAUGCAGUCUUCUGUGGUGCCUAAUGAAUUUAGUCUAUCAAGUGUUCUGCAAGCUUGUGCUAAUAUACCACUCUUGGACCUAGGCAAGCAAAUUCAUAGCAAUGCUAUGAAGAUUGGUCACGAGUCUGAGUUAUUUGUUGGAAAUGCACUGAUGGAUCUCUAUGCCAAGUGCAGCGACAUGGAAAGCUCACUCAAGAUCUUCUCAUCAUUGCGGGAUGCCAACGAGGUGAGCUGGAACACAAUUAUUGUUGGUUACAGCCAGUCUGGUUUUGGAGAAGAUGCUUUGAGUGUAUUCCGUGAGAUGCGUGCUGCUAGGGCGCCUUCAACUCAAGUUACAUACUCAAGCGUGCUCCGGGCUUGCGCGAGCACAGCAUCCAUCAAUCAUGUUGGCCAGGUUCACUGUUUGGUUGAGAAAUCCACAUUCAACAGUGACACCAUUGUAAGUAAUUCACUUAUUGACUCAUAUGCUAAGUGUGGAUGCAUCAGGGAUGCUCGCAAGAUAUUUGAAACUCAGAAAGAACACGAUAUAAUUUCGUGGAAUUCCAUAAUCUCAGGAUAUGCUGUUUAUGGACAUGCUGCACAUGCCCGAGAACUUUUUGACAGGAUGAACAAGAGCGGUAUUGAAGCCAACGAUAUCACUUUUGUUGCUCUCCUGUCUGUCUACGGUAGCACGGGUUUAGUGAGCCAAGGACUCUCUCUGUUUGACUCCAUGAAGCUUGAUCAUGGCAUCAAACCAUCCAUGGAGCAUUACACCUGCAUUGUUAGGCUUCUAGGACGUGCUGGCCGUCUGCAUGAUGCUCUAAAAUUUAUUGGAGAUAUCCCUUCAGCACCGUCUGCUAUGGUUUGGCGUGCAUUGCUUAGCUCCUGUAUAGUGCAUAAAAAUGUGGAUCUGGGGAGAUUUUCUGCAGAGAAGGUGCUUGAGAUUGAACCACAGGAUGAAACAACUUAUGUCUUGCUAUCAAACAUGUAUUCUGCAGCUGGGAAUUUAGAUGAAGUUGCUUUUUUGAGGAAAUCAAUGAGGAACAUAGGCGUAAGGAAGGAGACUGGUCUUAGUUGGGUCGAGAUGAAGGGUGAAAUUCAUGCCUUUUCAGUAGGGUUGGAAGACCAUCCAGAUAUGCGAGUGAUACAUGCUAUGCUAGAAUGGCUAAACCUGAAAGCCACCAGGGCAGGUUAUGUUCCUGAUACUAACGUAGUGUUGCAUGACGUAGAUGAGGAACAAAAGGCUCGCAUGCUGUGGGUGCAUAGCGAGAGAUUGGCUUUAGCAUACGGGCUUGUGAUGACACCUCCCGGGCAUCCAAUUCGGAUAAUGAAGAAUUUGCGCUCCUGCUUGGAUUGCCAUGCCAUAUUCAAGGUGAUCUCCAAAAUAGUCAAACAAGAAAUUAUUGUGAGAGACAUCAAUCGUUUUCAUCAUUUUGACAAGGGAACAUGCUCAUGUGGUGACUAUUGGUGAUGUUCCAUUGUCCAUUCAUGUAUUCAAGGGAGCUGCUCAUUGAUUUGCAUCAACUUUAAUACUCCCUUUGUCUGGAAAUACUUGUCGUUGAAAUGAUGUAUCUAGAUGUAUUUUAACUCUAGUACAUCCAUUUUCAUCCAUUUAUGCGACAAGUAAUUCCGGACGGAGGGAGUAUACUGGAUUGCUGAUUGAAAUGAUUAUGUUGACGAUUUGCUGGACAUAAAAGAGCAGUCUUUGGUCAGCUGAAUCAUGUGCCACGUGCCAGGUUGGCAUCAAUCAGCGGGGUAAUUUGAAAAAAAAAAGGCUUGCUUGAUCUGGACUGAGCAAAGGUAAACAUGCCAUAGAUCCAAAGGUUUUUUUUCCUGAACAUAUCUGUGUGAUGUAUAUGUACAGAAUCUUUUUCUAAGGGAAAAC
Messenger RNA from Triticum dicoccoides, 2895 nucleotides. RefSeq names its product putative pentatricopeptide repeat-containing protein At5g13230, mitochondrial. NCBI's taxonomy places the organism in Eukaryota, Viridiplantae, Streptophyta, Magnoliopsida, Poales, Poaceae. The transcript is spliced from 2 exons. Gene Ontology annotation, molecular function: protein binding; RNA binding; zinc ion binding. Bases 1 to 2481 code for a protein of 826 amino acids. The record is from RefSeq and is a predicted model, not a curated record. Gene Ontology annotation, biological process: RNA modification.